This is a messenger RNA of Elaeis guineensis (African oil palm), 1815 nucleotides long. NCBI's taxonomy places the organism in Eukaryota, Viridiplantae, Streptophyta, Magnoliopsida, Arecales, Arecaceae. The record is from RefSeq and is a predicted model, not a curated record.
GAGCCGAAGGGAGAAAGAAGGCGGACAGAAAGAGGGGGAGUCCAAGUCCUCUUCCUUCUCUUCGCCUUUUUCCUCAUCUCCGCGUCAAAAUCGAUCUACUCCCUCCUUCUCCUUCCCUUCCCUUCCCUCCCCCCUCCUUUUUUUUUCCCACCAAACGAACCCCCCCUUUCUAGAACCCCUCUCGUUCUUCUCUCUUCCUUCAGAACCCAGUCAAUCUCCAGAUAUCCAUUUCAUUCCUCCUCUCCUUUUCUUCUUCGAUUUCUUGUCUUCCUUCCUCUUUCAAUCGUUUCCUUUUCUUUUUCUUGGCUUCAGUCAAGAACUGGGAUUUGGAGUCAUCGAUAUCGGGCCGUCUGAUCGGUUCUUGGGGUAGGCGAGAUGGAUUUGUUCCACAGGGCGAAGGCGGUCCGGCUGCGGAGCCACCACGACAAGUAUUUGAUGGCGGACGAUGACGAGGAGCACGUGCGUCAGGACCGCAACGGGGCGUCCCGCAACGUCCGAUGGACGGUUGAGAUCGUGGACGCGCCCGCCCCGGUGCUGCGCCUCAAGAGCCUCUACGGCCGCUACCUCACCGCCAGCAACGAGCCCUUCCUCCUCGGCGUCACCGGCCGCAAGGUCCUCCAGACCGUGCCCCCCCGCCUCGACUCCUCCGUCGAGUGGGAGCCCAUCCGCGACGGCGUCCAGGCCAAGCUCAAGACCCGCUACGGCCACUUCCUCCGCGCCAACGGCGGCCUCCCGCCAUGGCGCAAUUCCGUCACCCACGAUAUCCCCCACCGCACCGCCACACAGGAUUGGAUUCUGUGGGACGUCGACGUCAUCGACAUAAUCCCCAGCCCCUCUGCUUCUCCCCGCAUGCCGUAUCAGCCGGCCGACCAUAACAGACCUUCCUCGCCCGCCAACAUGUCCCCGAAGAUGUCCAAGAUGAAGUCAUCAUCUUCUUUUUCUGGGUCGCCGCGCAAAGUGGAGGGUCGGACUAUCCACUACUACCUCGCAGAUGAUGAUGGCAACUUGGAUGAGAGCUUCGAGGGAUCUUCCUUCGUUUUCAAUGGGCCAAGCGUGGAGGAGUUGACCCACAAAUUGGAGGAGGAAACAAAUUUCAGCGAUAUAAUUGUGUGCUACCGAAAUCCGGUGAAUGGGAAGCUCUGCCCUCUUCAUCUGACACUCCCACCUAACAAUAUGACGAUGCAUGUUGUGGUAGUCCAGGCCUCGUCAAAAGUUCUGAUCCCUGGACUCUUGGAUUUGAACGGUUGUUGCCUGCAUUAGUUGUAGCUGACCGAUUGUUACAAGUGGCAAAGACUUUCGCUUGGCCAAUUGCUGAAUGAAUUUAUGCAGUCGAACAUCACAUCCACUGGAUCUGUACAUUAUGCCAUUCCAUUCACUUACAGGUGCAUAAUGAAUAAUAUUUUUAGCCAUUCUUUAUAGGCUGGCAUGGAUCUCAAUCACAGUUUAUCCUGCUUUGCUAUCAAAUAUCUGCUCCUAUGGAGGUUGGACAUGAUAUCAGCAAAGAUAUUUUUCAAAAAUAUUGGGGGUUUUGUAGGACCAGUCUAUCAAAAAUGUUGAAGGAUAAUUCUCUCCUUGCUGCCAUACUAGAUCGUCUCAUUACAGAGACAAAAUCAAACUGCAUGUGCUGGAAAAUUUUGAUUUGUAAUUAUAUGUCAAAUGUCUCAUUUUGAUGGUAGGCAUUUAUCUUUGCCAUUGAUGCAUCUAUGGUACAUACUUAUUUGGUGGAUGAUUGGAAAAAGCUUGCGGUCUAAAUUUUGGAGAGUUGAGUUCUGAACUGUGGAAGAAGCAAAAGAUAAAGACUUUCUGUGCUUUACA